This is a messenger RNA of Aegilops tauschii subsp. strangulata, 1158 nucleotides long. Lineage: Eukaryota; Viridiplantae; Streptophyta; Magnoliopsida; Poales; Poaceae. The record is from RefSeq and is a predicted model, not a curated record.
AUGGAUCUUUCUCGAAACAACUUGUCUGGUCAAGUUCCAGACUUCUUUGAGGGCUUCAGCUCCAUGUCACUUCUCAAUUUGUCAUUCAACAACCUAGAUGGACCCAUGCCAACUGGUGGGAUCUUCCAAAAUGCAAGCAAGGUGUUCGUCCAAGGGAACAAAGAGUUGUGUGCCGUCUCGUCAAUAUUGAGAUUGCCACUUUGCCACACGGCUGCAUCUCAACAAAAACACAGAUUCCACAUUCGGAAGAUAAUAGGAUUAUCUGCUCUUGCCUUAGUCAUGUUAUCAUGUUUUGGAGUCAUUUUUCUGAAGAAGAGAAAGAAAGUCAAACAAGAAGAUCAUCCAUCCUUCAAGGAGUUAAAGAAGUUCACAUAUGCUGAUUUAGUGAAAGCAACAAAUGGUUUCUCUCUUAGCCAACUUGGACAUGAGUUCAAAGCUCUUCUCCUUGAAUAUAUGGUUAAUGGCAACCUUGAAAGUUGGCUCCAUCCAACACUCCACGAGCAUCAUCUGAAAAGGCCCUUGUCUUUGAGUUCAAGAAUAGCAAUAAUAGUGGACAUAGAAGCCGCUUUGGAUUACCUGCAUAACCAUUGCAUGCCUCCUAUGACACACUGUGAUCUGAAGCCAAGCAAUGUCCUUCUGGAUGAUGUCAUGGGUGCAUGUGUUGGCGACUUCGGGUUGACUAAGUUCGUACACAGUUAUACUUCAACAAUUGAUGGUUCUACAAGCUUAGUUGGACCAAGAGGAUCAGUUGGAUACAUUGCACCAGAAUAUGGCUUUGGGAGCAAAAUCUCCACUGAGGGUGAUGUAUACAGCUAUGGAGUUAUCAUCUUAGAAAUGCUCACAGGAAAGCGUCCAACUGAUGAGAUGUUUAAAGAUGGCCUGAGCCUUUACAAUUUUGUGGAAAAAUCAUUUCCUGAAAAGAUUGGUGAGAUUCUAGAUCCGAGAAUCAUUCCCUGUUAUGCGGACCAAGAUGAAGAAGCAGGAAGGGCUGUGCACCAAGAAAAUCAUCAUCAAAUGGCUGGAAUGAGCUGCAUCAUCAGGCUUGUUAAGAUUGGCCUCAUGUGCGCUGCGGAGACACCCAAGUAUCGGCCCUCGAUGCAGGACGUUUACAUUGAGGUCACCGCAAUCAAAGAAGCAUUUUCAGCACUACAGGGUUGA